CAGCACAGAAAGCAUCAACGGUCGAAAAAUCCGCGAAAAUCAUGAUUUCAAAAAUCAAUGGCAGCUCUCAUCCCUCAGCUUUACUUCAAAAAACGCCUCUUUUUCUUACCAAAGCCUCCAUUCAACAAUGUUCUACCCAAUUGGAGAAUACCUUUUUGUACAAUAUCUACAGUGACACCAAACCAAACGCUCUCCUACAGGAGAAAGACUUUUUCUCACAUAUUCCAAGAAUGUUCCCGGCAAAUAGCUCUACAUCCUGGCAGACAAGCCCAUGCUCUUAUGGUAGUUUCUGGGUUCACCCCAACUGUAUUUGUUACGAAUUGUUUGAUUCAAAUGUACAUAAAAUGUUCCAACUUAGAAAAUGCUAAUAAAGUAUUUGAUCAAAUGCCUCAAAGAGACAUAGUUUCAUGGAAUGCAAUGGUUUUCGGUUAUACCAGUUGUGGAAAUAUGAUGGUGGCUCAGUCUAUGUUUGACUUGAUGCCAGAGAGAGAUGUCAUUUCUUGGAACUCUUUAAUUUCGGGGUAUUUGCAAAACGGUUAUUACCGGAAAUCGGUUGAUGUUUUCUUGGAUAUGGGAAGAGUAGGUGUAGUAUUGGACAGAACGACUUUUGCUGUGAUUUUGAAAGCGUGUUCGAGUUUGGAAGAUUAUGAGUUAGGGAUUCAGAUUCACGGACUUGUGGUUCGUAUGGGUGUCGAUUAUGAUGUGGUAACUGGAAGUGCCAUUGUGGAUAUGUAUGGGAAAUGCAAGAAAUUCGAUGAGUUGUUGCGUUUUUUCAAUGACAUGCCUGAGAAGAAUUGGGUUUCUUGGAGCGCUGUUAUUGCAGGCUGCAUCCAAAAUGCUGAGUUUGUGGGUGGUUUAGAAAUGUUCAAGGAAAUGCAAAGAGAGGGAGUUGGUGUAAGUCAAUCUACUUAUGCUAGCGUUUUCAGGUCCUGUGCAAGUUUGUCUGAAUUGAGGUUUGGUUCUCAAUUGCAUGCUCAUGCAUUGAAGGCUGAUUUUGGAUCUGAUAGUAUUGUAGGAACGGCCACUUUGGAUAUGUAUGCAAAAUGUGGUCAUUUGUCUGAUGCCAGAAAAGUAUUUGAUUUGUUGCCGAAUCAUACUCGGCAAUCUUAUAAUGCCUUAAUUAUUGGGUAUGCUCGAGGCGAUCAAGGCUUUGCCGCUUUGCAGCUCUUUCGGCUUUUGCUGAGGUCUGGUCUUGGUUUUGAUGAGAUAAGCCUCUCUGGUGGAUUGAACGCUUGUGCAGUGAUCAAAGGGCAUGUUGAGGGGAUGCAAGUAUAUGGGUUGGCAACUAAGAGUUGUUUCUGGUCCAAUGUUUGUGUGGCAAAUGCAAUUCUGGACAUGUAUGGAAAAUGUAGAGCUUUGGCUGAAGCUCAUCGUAUCUUUGAUGAAAUGGAAAUAAGAGAUGCUGUUUCAUGGAAUGCAAUUAUUGCAGCUUAUGAGCAGAAUGAAAAUGAUGAGCAAACACUAUCACUAUUUGUUUGGAUGCUCCGAGCAAGGAAGGAACCAGAUGAAUUCACUUAUGGUAGUGUUUUGAAAGCUUGUGCAGGUCAACAAGCUCUGAACUGUGGCAUGGAGAUUCAUCAGAGAAUUAUUAAAUCUGGGAUGGGGUUGGACGCGUUUGUUGGAAGUGCUCUUGUGGAUAUGUACUGCAAGUGUGCAAAGGUAGAAGAGGCAGAGAAGAUCCAUGACAGAAUGGAGGAACAAACAUUGGUUUCAUGGAAUGCAAUCAUCUCUGGAUUCUCACUGAAUGAACAGAGUGAGAACUCUCAGAAGUUCUUUUCUCGGAUGUUAGAAAUGGGCGUCAUGCCUGAUAAUUUCACCUAUGCUACUGUACUUGAUACUUGUGCUAAUUUGGCAAGUGUCGGACUUGGAAAGCAAAUCCAUGCUCAAGUCAUGAAGCAGGAACUGCAGUCUGAUGCAUUCAUAUCCAGCACCCUCGUUGACAUGUAUUCAAAAUGCGGAAUCAUGCUUGAUUCCCGGCUAACAUUCGAGAAAGCGCCGAAGCGGGACUUUGUGACCUGGAAUGCGAUGAUUUGUGGCUAUGCUCAGCAUGGUCUUGGAGAAGAAGCUCUUGAGAUUUUUGAGGAUAUGCAACUCAAAGGUGUGAAACCAAACCAUGCUACUUUCGUUGCAGUCCUUCGAGCUUGUGCACAUAUUGGCCUUGUUCAGAAAGGGUUGCAUUACUUCGAUUCAAUGCUUAGUGAGUAUGAAUUACCUCCUCAAUUGGAACAUUAUUCGUGUAUGAUCGAUAUAUUGGGUAGGUCAGGUCGAAUUAGCGAUGCUUUGAAGCUUAUACAAAACAUGCCUUUCGAGGCUGAUGAUGUUAUCUGGAGAAAUCUGCUUAGUACUUGCAAGAUUCAUGGGAAUGUAGAGGUGGCAGAACAAGCAGCGAGUUCUCUUCUGCAGUUGGACCCGCAGGACUCUUCUGCUUAUGUUCUUCUAUCAAACAUCUACGCUGAUGCAGGAAUGUGGGGUGAGGUUUCGAAGAUGAGGAAGGUGAUGAGGUAUAGUGGGCUUAAGAAAGAGCCAGGUUGUAGCUGGAUUGAGGUCAAGUCUGAAGUACACAUGUUCCUUGUUGGGGACAAAGCUCAUCCAAGAUGCAGAGAGAUAUAUGAGAAUCUGUACUUGCUAAUGGAUGAAAUGAAGUGGGCUGGGUAUGUGCCUGAUAUUGAUUUUGUGCUUCAUGAUGAGGAGGCAGAAGAUGAGCCGCAAGAACUAUUAUCCCGCAUGCACAAUCUCUAGUUUUUAAGUCAUACGGAAAACUAAGAUCAAAAGCUGGGAAGCCUGCGAUUGCAAUGGUGAGUUUUUCUUCAACUUUACAAGAUUCCAGUGUCUCAUACUUAACACAUAGUUGUACCUAGAGUAGCUACGGCAUACUCAAGUGUACAAUUAAAAAAAAAAUUCCAAAUAAAUUACGUUGCCUGGAUUCCUUCCGAAGGACAUGACACGUCAAGACUUUACAGCUGUGGCA
This is a messenger RNA of Ilex paraguariensis (yerba mate), 2968 nucleotides long. The record is from the annotation of a GenBank genome assembly. Lineage: Eukaryota; Viridiplantae; Streptophyta; Magnoliopsida; Aquifoliales; Aquifoliaceae.